Molecule: messenger RNA, 1689 nt
Organism: Candida albicans SC5314
Lineage: Eukaryota; Fungi; Ascomycota; Pichiomycetes; Serinales; Debaryomycetaceae
Gene: NOC4
Product: ribosome biosynthesis protein
Exons: 1
Coding region: 1-1689 (562 amino acids)
Biological process (GO): ribosome biogenesis
Cellular component (GO): nucleolus; small-subunit processome; Noc4p-Nop14p complex
Source: RefSeq, a predicted model, not a curated record
AUGGCUCCUAAAAGAAAAUCAGUAAAAGGUGGUGUUGAACCUAAGAAUAAAAAAGUGAAGACUGCAAUCCACCAAAAAGAACCCAAUACUUUAUUGUCUUUGGAGGAACUAACCAACUUGAGUAAAGAAAUUGACGAAUCACUUAAAUUUAACAACUUGGUUCCAUUAUUAGAACAAUUCAAAUUGAUAAAAACAAAAUUGAUUGAAAGUAUAGACCCUGAUGUUGAAAGUACGGCCCGUAAACUAUCACUUUUGCUUUACAGAAACUUUAAUAAAAUUAAUGAUGAAAUAAUCUCGAAUGGUAACGGUGCUAAAUCUUCCGCUUCCGAGGAUAAAAAAAUGAUUAUUAAGUGGUUACUGGAAAAAUAUACAACUUUCAAAGACAUUAUCUAUGGAUUUAUUGAAGACAAAUUGGCUGGUUCGACUUCCUUGCAGUUGGAUUUGCUUGACAUCAUUUUGAAUUUCAUUAGAUUAGAAAGUCAACGAAAGUCGUCAACAUCACAAGUGGUAUUUUUCCCUACCCAAUCUUACAAGUCAUUAACUGAGAGCAUUUUGAAUAGCAAAAAUGGGGAAAUUCUGUUUGAUGGGACUACCGAUAAUUUUAUAGUUUUAGAAUUUCUUGAUAAAUUUCAAAAGUACUGGGAUUUACAAUUCUAUUUUUUCAACAAUUUGUCAGAAGUGUUGAAUGAAUGGAAGCAAGAAAAGUCUGAAAAAGAUUUGCAACUUAUUUUUGCCAAUUUUUUAACUGUUUUACGAAAGGGUUUGUUAUUCAACGAAAAGACAUUAGAAGAAGAGCCACUUUGGAUUGCACCCAACAAGGAAGGUAAAUUACCGUCUUCGUUGUAUAAGCAUACUUUGUUCAAGUCACAAUUUCAAAAAUCAGUAAUUGCCAUGCUUUCAUAUCCUUUGUUACAAGAACAAUACAAGUCGGUAUUGAUGAUAUUACACAAGAGAAUAAUACCAUAUAUGUCCCAACCGCAAUCAUUGAUGGAUUUUUUGACUGAUUGUUAUGAUCUUACUGAUGAUUUGAUUGUUCCUAUACUAGCAUUAAAUUCAUUGUACGAGUUGAUGAAAAAUUAUAAUUUAGAGUACCCAGACUUUUAUUCCAAGUUGUAUUCGUUGUUGACGCCAGAGCUUUUAUAUACAAAGUACCGUUCAAGGUUUUUCCGUUUAUGUGAUUUGUUUUUGAGCUCAACUCACCUAUCAGCCAAUUUAGUUGCGUCGUUUAUUAAAAAAUUAGCCAGAAUAUCGUUGGCUGCAAGUGCUUCAGGGGUUGUUAUCAUCAUACCAUUUAUAUACAAUUUAUUAAAAAGACACCCCACAUGUAUGAUCAUGUUGCACAAGGAAGAUACUGAAUCUGGUUACCAAGAUCCAUUCAACAGUGAAGAAAAAAAUCCUUUACAUACUGAAGCCAUCAAAUCAUCACUAUGGGAGUUGGAUACCUUAAUGACACAUUACCACCCGAACGUUGCAACUUUGGCUAAAAUAUUUGGUGAACCUUUUAGGAAGCCUAGUUACAACAUGGAGGAUUUCUUAGAUUGGAGCUAUAAUUCGUUGUUACAAAGCGAGUACGAUAGAAAAUUCAAAGAUAAAAACUCAGCUUUAGAAUUUGAAGAGUUUGACAAAGUACUUGAUACUUCAAAUAGUGACAGCAAAAGUCUGUUGUUAGAAGGGUGGACUUUAGUUUAG